Messenger RNA from Lactuca sativa (garden lettuce), 2228 nucleotides. Its product is annotated as plant/protein (DUF668). Gene Ontology annotation, biological process: positive regulation of growth. The record is from RefSeq and is a predicted model, not a curated record. NCBI's taxonomy places the organism in Eukaryota, Viridiplantae, Streptophyta, Magnoliopsida, Asterales, Asteraceae.
UACAGAAAGACAGUGGUGCAGUUGAGUUGAGAUUGGCUUCAUUCAAACUGCCAUUUCCCCUCUUCAAAUAUGCUCUCAACUCCAUCAAUUGAUCUCCAUAUUUCCCUCCAUCUUCCAUACCCAAAUCUCAUUCCAACUCAUGUUUUUGAAUCUCUUAAUCUUCAAGAACAUCCAAUUCUUUCCCAUUUUUACGUAUCUGUGUAAUUAAUGUGAUGCAAUUACUGAAACCCUGAUCAGAUCUGCGAAGAUUUUUUGCUGGUUUUGGGGGAUUUGGAGCUUGGAGACCUCAAACAUUCAGCAAUGGUGGCUGAACCUUGGUUACUGCGGAUGGGGAAUCAAAUGAGUUCGAAUCUCAAACACGCUCUCCUCUUGGAAUCGUCUUCAAAACCAUCAGCCAAGAACAAGCAAGAUACCCGCAACAAAACUCCGGAAACAAUCGGAAUCCUAUCGUUUGAGGUCGCGAAUGUGAUGUCGAAAAUCGUUCACCUCCACAAAUCCCUAACGAAUUCCGAGAUCUCUAAAUUAAAAAACGAGAUUCUCAAAUCUGACGGCGUCAAAACCCUAGUUUCCUCCGACGAAACCUACCUUCUAGACCUCGCGCUUUCAGAAAAGCUAGACGAUUUGAGUUUCAUCGCCGGCGUCGUUUCCAGGCUCGGCAAGAAGUGUACAGUCCCGCAGCUCCAAGGGUUUCAGCAUGUUUACGAAGAUAUAAUCAAUGGAGCCAUUGAUGUGGGAGGAUUAGGGUUCCUAGUCAAAGACAUGGACGCAAUGGUGCGAAAAAUGGAGCGAUUCGUGAACUCUACAGCUAGCCUCUACACCGAAAUAGAAGUUUUGAACGAAUUAGAAGCUGCAACGAGCAAAUUCCAGCAGAAUCAGCAUGAAGAAAGCCGAAAAGUUUUACAACAGAAAGUGAUUUGGCAGAAGCAAGAUGUAAAACACCUGCAGAAUGUUUCUCUUUGGAAUCAAACUUACGAUAAAAUCGUCGAGAUGCUAGCAAGAACAGUAUGUACCCUCUAUGCCCGAAUUUCUUUAGUUUUCAUCGAUACAAUUUCACGAAGAGACAUGUUCUCCAAUGCUUCUCUCCCCAUUUCUUCUUCAAAUCUACACUCCUGUAGAAGUUUACCUCAAAAUUCAUCCCAGAUCGAUUCCCGUAGUACAAAAUCUGGUGGCAGUUUUAGUAAUUCAGGAUUUGAGAAAAGGGUAAUUAGUCCCAGACCUCAGAUCAUAUCAAAAAAGGGGGAAAUCUCUCUGUUUAAAGCCGAAGAUUUCAAUUUCGCUUGUGGGUUAGGACCUGGAAGAUUGUUCAUGGAAUGUUUAAACAUAAACAGUUCGAUUUCAAAAUUCGAUGAUUUCGAUGACGAUUCUUUCCAAAAACAUGAUGAUCAAAGCAGUCGGAUUUCAAGAGAGAUCACAAAUCAUUCUUCUUUUCACACCCGAAUCCCAAGAAUCCCAAAAAGCAGCUUUAAAUCUACCCCAAAAAGCAGCGCAACAAAAACCAGACUAACAGUACAAGCUCCUCCAACCACCAUUGGAGGAUCUGCAUUAGCAUUACAUUACGCCAACAUCAUAAUCGUGAUUGAGAAAUUACUACAGUACCCUCAUCUAGUGGGUGAAGAAGCUAGAGAUGAUUUAUACCAAAUGCUCCCAACAAGCAUACGAUUGGGGUUAAAGAUUAGUCUAAAAUCAUAUAUCAAAGAUUUAGCAAUCUAUGAUGCUCCUCUUGCCCAUGAUUGGAAAGAUCGACUCGAUCAGAUUCUUGUUUGGCUUUCACCUUUGGCGCAUAACAUGAUUAGGUGGCAAAAUGAGAGAAAUUUUGAACAACAACAAAUCGUUUCAAGAACAAAUGUGCUUCUUCUUCAAACUUUGUAUUUUGCUGAUAGAACGAAAACUGAAAGAGCCAUUUGUGAGCUUCUUGUGGGGUUGAAUUAUAUAUGUCGAUAUGAACAUCAACAGAAUGCGUUGUUGGAUUGUGCAAGCAGUUUUGACUUCAAUGAAUGUAUGGAAUGGCAAUCUCAAUAUUCAUGAUGGUGAGUUUUGAGUUUUUUUUUUUUUUUUUUUUUAUUAGAUGAUGAUGAUAUGUGAAUAUGUGAUUUUUUUUUUUUAGAGAUUUAUUUUAUAAUCAUUGUAUGGAUGAGUUGUGUUAUGUACUUUGUUCCAAGUUUUGAAAGUACAAAAUUCAACUUGAAAAACAAUCGAGCUUCUUCAAAUCUACAAUGUAUUUUGGUGUU